CGGGUGUAGGCGGGCGGGGGUGGAGUCAUGGCGGACCUGGGGACGCUGGAGGAGCUCGCGAAGCUCGAGUACCUGUCGCUGGUCUCCAAGGUGUGCACCGAGCUCGAUAAUCACCUGGGAAUCAACGACAAGGACCUGGCCGAGUUCGUGAUAAGUCUUGCUGAGAAAAAUACUACAUUUGACACAUUUAAAGCAGUUCUUCUAAAGAAUGGGGCCGAGUUCACUGAUUCCCUUAUUAGUAAUUUGUUGCGUCUCAUACAGACGAUGCGGCCUCCACCGAAAGCAUCUACGAGCAAAGAGACAGUUGCCAAACCCAAAUCGGAGAAGGAAAAGUUGAGGGAAUUGUUUCCAGCCCUUUGCAGGCCAGACAAUCCCAACAUCAGGAAUAUGUUGGAUGAAGAUGAUGUCAAAGUGGCAGCUGAUGCACUUAAAGAACUCGAAGCUCUGAUGCCAAGUGCGGACAGGCAAGGCAAGCAGCGGAGCAGCGAUCACCGGGCGAAGAAAAAGAGGAGGAGUCGAAGUCGUAGCAGGGACGGGAGACGCCGGCACAGAUCUCGCUCGAGGUCUCGUUCUAGGACUCGGGAUAAGAACAGGGGAAAAUCCAGAUACAGGUCAAGGAGCAGAAGUUGGAGUCCCAGUAGGGACCGUAGGGAUCGAGAGAAGUAUGUUGAGAAGAGCAACGAGAGAUGGAGAGACAAACACAUUGACCGUCCACCACCUGAGGAGCCUUCCAUUGGAGACAUUUACAACGGCAAAGUCACCAGUAUAAUGCAGUUUGGAUGCUUUGUGCAGCUGGAAGGACUAAGGAAGCGUUGGGAGGGCUUGGUCCACAUCUCAGAGCUUCGAAGAGAAGGACGGGUUGCCAAUGUUGCUGAUGUUGUGAGCAAAGGACAGAGAGUAAAAGUCAAAGUGUUAUCCUUUACUGGAUCCAAAACCAGCCUGAGCAUGAAGGAUGUUGAUCAAAGCACUGGGGAAGACUUGAACCCAAACCGGAGGAGAAACCUGGUUGGAGAAACUAAUGAAGAAAUCUCGAUGAGGAACCCAGACAGACCCAGUCACCUGUCCCUGGUGAACGCUCCGGAGGUGGAGGAUGACAGCCUGGAACGGAAACGCCUUACCCGAAUUUCAGACCCAGAGAAGUGGGAGAUUAAACAGAUGAUUGCAGCUAAUGUGCUUUCCAAAGAAGAGUUUCCUGACUUUGAUGAGGAGACUGGGAUUCUUCCUAAAGUUGAUGAUGAAGAAGAUGAGGACCUUGAAAUUGAGUUAGUUGAAGAAGAGCCACCCUUCCUUCGAGGUCAUACUAAACAGAGCAUGGAUAUGAGUCCCAUCAAAAUAGUCAAGAAUCCAGAUGGUUCCUUGUCCCAGGCUGCAAUGAUGCAGAGUGCUUUAGCUAAAGAAAGACGAGAACUUAAACAAGCCCAGAGAGAGGCAGAGAUGGAUUCUAUCCCCAUGGGACUGAACACACACUGGGUGGAUCCUCUCCCUGACGUGGAUGGAAGACAAAUUGCCGCAAACAUGCGGGGUAUUGGGAUGAUGCCCAAUGAUAUCCCAGAGUGGAAGAAACAUGCAUUUGGUGGCAACAAAGCUUCUUAUGGUAAGAAGACCCAGCUUUCCAUCAUUGAGCAGAGAGAGAGUCUCCCAAUCUUCAGACUGAAGGAGCAGCUGAUACAAGCUGUGCAUGACAACCAGAUUCUGAUUGUUAUUGGAGAGACAGGAUCUGGGAAAACAACACAGAUUACCCAGUACCUGGCUGAGGCAGGUUACACAUCGAGAGGAAAGAUUGGAUGUACUCAGCCUCGCAGAGUGGCUGCAAUGUCUGUUGCAAAGAGGGUGUCCGAGGAGUUUGGUUGCUGCUUGGGACAGGAGGUUGGCUACACCAUUCGAUUUGAAGACUGCACCAGCCCUGAAACUGUUAUCAAAUACAUGACAGAUGGUAUGUUACUGAGGGAGUGCUUGAUAGAUCCUGACCUGACUCAAUAUGCCAUCAUCAUGCUGGAUGAAGCCCAUGAGAGGACCAUACAUACAGAUGUGCUCUUUGGGCUACUGAAAAAGACAGUGCAGAAACGGCAGGACAUGAAGCUGAUAGUGACCUCAGCCACACUGGAUGCUGUGAAAUUUUCUCAGUAUUUCUACGAAGCACCAAUCUUCACAAUUCCUGGCAGAACAUACCCAGUAGAAAUUCUGUACACAAAAGAGCCAGAAACAGAUUAUUUGGAUGCCAGUCUCAUUACAGUAAUGCAAAUCCACUUAACAGAGCCACCAGGUGACAUUCUGGUGUUUCUGACUGGUCAGGAAGAGAUUGACACAGCCUGUGAAAUCCUCUAUGAGAGGAUGAAAUCUCUAGGACCUGAUGUUCCAGAGUUAAUUAUCCUACCUGUAUAUUCAGCUUUACCCAGUGAAAUGCAAACCAGGAUUUUUGACCCAGCCCCACCAGGAAGCAGAAAGGUUGUCAUCGCUACUAACAUUGCUGAGACAUCUUUGACUAUUGAUGGGAUAUAUUACGUAGUGGAUCCUGGCUUUGUGAAGCAGAAAGUUUAUAACUCGAAGACUGGAAUUGACCAGCUGGUUGUUACACCAAUUUCACAGGCUCAAGCGAAGCAACGAGCAGGAAGGGCUGGGAGAACAGGACCAGGAAAAUGCUAUAGGUUAUAUACAGAACGUGCUUAUCGAGAUGAAAUGCUAACCACCAAUGUGCCUGAAAUCCAGAGGACAAAUCUGGCCAGUACAGUACUUUCCCUGAAGGCCAUGGGCAUCAAUGAUUUGCUCUCCUUUGACUUUAUGGAUGCUCCCCCGAUGGAAACUCUUAUAACAGCCAUGGAGCAGCUCUACACCCUGGGAGCUCUGGACGACGAGGGACUGCUCACGCGACUGGGGCGCAGGAUGGCGGAAUUCCCCUUGGAGCCUAUGUUGUGUAAGAUGUUGAUCAUGUCUGUCCAUCUGGGAUGCAGUGAGGAAAUGCUGACAAUAGUAUCCAUGCUGUCUGUACAGAAUGUGUUCUACAGGCCAAAGGAUAAACAAGCACUUGCUGAUCAAAAGAAAGCCAAGUUCCAUCAGACAGAAGGGGACCACCUCACUCUGCUGGCUGUGUACAAUUCCUGGAAGAAUAAUAAGUUUUCAAAUCCCUGGUGCUAUGAAAAUUUUAUCCAGGCCCGAUCCUUACGCAGGGCACAGGACAUCCGCAAGCAGAUGCUGGGCAUUAUGGACAGGCACAAGCUGGAUGUGGUAUCCUGUGGGAAGGCAACAGUUCGAGUCCAGAAGGCCAUCUGCAGUGGUUUCUUCAGAAAUGCAGCAAAGAAGGAUCCGCAGGAAGGUUAUCGGACGCUCAUUGACCAACAAGUAGUUUAUAUCCACCCGUCCAGCGCGCUCUUCAACAGGCAGCCAGAAUGGGUGGUGUAUCAUGAACUGGUGCUGACCACCAAGGAAUAUAUGCGGGAAGUGACAACUAUUGAUCCUCGCUGGCUGGUUGAAUUUGCACCAGCUUUCUUCAAGGUUUCUGAUCCAACCAAGCUGAGCAAACAGAAGAAGCAGCAGCGGUUGGAGCCCCUGUACAAUCGCUACGAGGAGCCCAACGCCUGGAGGAUAUCGCGUGCGUUCAGGCGACGAUGAGCCUGGUUCCCUCGUGGACUCUUUACUCAUUGUAUAUUUGUGGGACACCGAGUUGAAGCUUACCAACAAAAUGAACAGAAAAGAAGUAUUUUCUGAGCAAAAGCACAAGGGGGCGACGUGUGCUCAUGUCAGCUACCCCCCAGAUGGCACCGCUCCAUGAAAAACGUCCUGAGUCUCCUCAGUGUGUUGCAUCAUUUCAGAAAUGGUUCCUGCAGGUUUCUUUAGUCAUUCCCCUUUUAAGAGACAAAACCUGAGACUCGGAAAUCGGGGCACUGUGCUGAACAAGAACAAAAAGAUAACAAUUUAAAAAUAGUUGUCCACCAACCUAACUGUUCUGAAUGACCAGACAAGUACAGGCUGGAAUAGUUCACCCCGCUAAAAGGGUUUUAUUUCUACUUACGUUCUUGGACAGUGGCUGCUUUUUGGGAGCUGCUUGUUCUCCAUUUUUCCUAUUUUAUGCAUUUUUCUGUUAAGUGUAACUAUUUGGCUUUUAUGCAAGCCUUCUGUGGUAAGAUAUUUAGUAUCUGGGAUAAGGCAGGAAAGAUCCCUCGAAGCCCAGCUAGAAUGUCAGUAAUACUUGGACAAUGGCACAGGUCAGACUGUGAGUCUUAUCCUUCAUCACCAUCUCCUGCGUGCUGAAGGCUAAUAUAUCAACUGGUAAUUAACCACAUCCACUCUGGAGCACGGCUCUGUCUGUGAAUGUAAGUGGUUACAGAUGUUGAGACUUUCUAUACAAUGUGUCAUGUGUUUUAUUUCCACUUACAAUGUUUUGUGACAUCAUGACUGUUGGUUUUUUUAAUAGAAUAUGCUCUUACAGCUAAAAUGUCUGUAAAACAUUGUGUAACAGUUCCUUGUUAAAAAAAGCAAUUGACUGUUCAGCGUGUGCUAUGUCAUGCUGAAGCUAUCUGUAAAUUAUUUUUCCUGUUGCAAGUAGAUGAAACUUAUUUGACUCCAUAGCUGCAGAUACUUUUUUUUUUUUUUUUUCUUUCCACAUUGGGACAUUUGCUAAAAUUCUUGUUGAAAUGAGUAGAAUGAAGUUGGCUGGUUUCUUUACACUCUGAAUAUGAAGAAUGUUUCACGCAGAAAAAUAGUUACAGUAGAAAUCUGUAUGUAUGUACAAAGGUGGGCAGGAAUGUUGUAUAUACUGUUUUAUUAUGUUGUAUAAAUGUCUUGAACUUUCCUGUGGUGUCACAUUUUCUUAAAUAGAAUUAAAAAGUUCCUACCUUUGGAGGCUUUUUACAUCAUGGCAUUAGGCAGAGAAAGUUUGUCCUAUUGACUACUCUUCUGAGCUUGUUCUUCCACAAACUCUGCAGCUGCAUCUGUUACUGUUUUCUAUGAAAAUUUACACUUGACUUUCAAAAGUCAAAUGAAAGAUGUACAAGAGAAAAUGUGCACUGUGGAAGUCCCAGCUGUACAGCAUACUUUGAGGUAUUUCUGUUCCAAAUUAAUUUUGUAUUUGCUUCUCCUGUGUAGCCUCUUUCUGACUUACAGUAGCAGAAGACACCAACAGUGAGGAUUUUCUUUUUUUAAGUGAAUGAUUGUCAUCUGUUCUCUGUGUGUUUUUUCUUUCCUUGUGUAAUUUCUUCAGUAAUUACCUCUAAUUAAUUUACAAAAACUUUUCCAUGUCAACCUCAGCUGCUCACUUUGGGAAUACCUAUGCAGAACUAGCCUGUGAAACAAGGAUGCUGGCUUACAAACUUGAAA
Molecule: messenger RNA, 5310 nt
Organism: Calidris pugnax (ruff)
Lineage: Eukaryota; Metazoa; Chordata; Aves; Charadriiformes; Scolopacidae
Gene: DHX8
Product: DEAH (Asp-Glu-Ala-His) box polypeptide 8
Exons: 23
Coding region: 28-3606 (1192 amino acids)
Biological process (GO): mRNA splicing, via spliceosome; spliceosomal complex disassembly
Cellular component (GO): intracellular anatomical structure; catalytic step 2 spliceosome
Molecular function (GO): ATP binding; RNA binding; RNA helicase activity
Source: RefSeq, a predicted model, not a curated record